CGUGAGAAACACAUAUUGUCUUCAGUAAAACAACCUGUUUAGCAGACUUUGAGGUUUAAGGAACAAGCAAGAAAAUGUCGUCAAACAACAACGACAAGAAGGAGAACAUCAUCAUCAUGAGUAGUGAGGUUACGGAGGUAAAUAAGGAGGAGGAAGAAGAAGAAGAAAUUCGGCGGAGAAAAGCAGAAGAAGAAGCCAUGGAAGUCAAAUCCCUUCGCCGCAUCAUUUCUGCUUAUCUCAACUAUCCGGAAGCCGCAGAGGAGGAUGUUAGAAGAUAUGAAAGAUCUUUUAGAAAGCUUCCCCUGUCUCAUAAGGCUCUCCUGGCGCACCUUCCUUUAAAAUAUCAGAAAAUGAGAUGGUGUAUCUCAGAAAAUACCCAUUUCAUUUUUGAAAUGCUAAAUGCAUUUGAGCCCCCGGUUGAUAUGAGCCAAGAUGAUGAAAAUUGUGAACAUCUGAAUAAUGGUUCAUGUGGUUAUCAUCACUCAGAAGACGGGGAUCCCUGUUGUGGAUCGGCCUCAAUAAGCGGAAGAGCACAUUUUGCAAAAUCUGUUGAAGCUUGCUGUGGGCAUGAGGAGAAGAAUGGAACUUGCUGUGAGCCAGAGUCUAAAAACUUCCCUGUAGAUUUAGAAUGCAAAACAGACACUCAUAAAGGUGGUUGUGACAGCGGUAGAGAUGCCCAGGACCAGGGUCUUUCUAAUACGGCUAAUGAUUCCCACAAGAAUAUAUCUUCUGAUAUGCUAGAGCCGAUGCCCCAUUUUCACGUUCCUCUAGUGGAUGUUGACAAGGUUAGAUGUGUUAUCAGAAAUAUUGUCAGAGAUUGGGCUGCUGAGGGACAGAAGGAACGAGAUCAAUGUUACACGCCUAUUCUUGAAGAACUUAAACGCCUUUUUCCAGAUCGUAGUGUAGAGAGUCCCCCUACUUGUCUAGUUCCUGGUGCUGGAUUAGGAAGGCUGGCCUUGGAAAUUUCAUGUCUUGGUUUCGCAAGUCAAGGAAAUGAAUUUUCAUACUACAUGAUGAUCUGCUCAAGUUUUAUUCUCAAUCAGACUCAAGCUGUUGAGGAAUGGACAAUCUAUCCAUGGAUUCACAGCAAUUGCAAUUCACUGACCGAUGCUGAUCAACUUCGCUCAGUUUCCGUUCCAGAUAUUCAUCCGGCUGGUGCAGGGAUUACUGAAGGUUUUUCCAUGUGCGGUGGUGACUUCGUUGAAGUUUAUAGCGAACCCUGCCAAGUAGCGGCGUGGGAUGCAGUUGUGACCUGCUUUUUCCUUGAUACAGCACACAAUAUAGUCGAAUAUAUUCAAAUCAUUUCCAGAAUUCUUAAAGACGGCGGAGUCUGGAUAAACUUGGGUCCUCUACUGUAUCACUUCGCAGAUAUGUAUGGCCAAGAUGAUGAAAUGUCAAUUGAAUUAAGUUUGGAAGAUGUGAAAAGGAUUGCAAUCCAUUAUGGAUUUCAGUUGGAGGUCGAGAAGACCAUCGAAACAACUUAUACUACAAAUCCACGAGCAAUGAUGCAAAAUCGCUAUUUUUCAGCAUUUUGGACGAUGCGAAAGAAACCAUCAGCAACUACAAGUAUACAACAGGAUAUGGAUGAAUGAAUAGAAACCGGCAUAAAUAUAUUUAUGGAUCUGUUUAGUUUUUUUCUACUUUAGCAAUAUUCGAUUCAUGCAAGCAUCAACAUCUCCGAAAAGCGCCUCAGCGAUUGUUACAACUCCCAAAGUUAUGUUGCAUUGUUUGACAGAAUGUUCAAGUUAAUCUCCCCAAAUUAUAUAUGAACUUUAUUUGUUGAGGAUAGAAGAAUAAUUAUAUGUUUAGAAUAAUAAGAGUAACUCAUGUGUUCAUUAUAAGUUAAUAUGAUCUAUGGUGUAGCGAACUUGAAAUAAUUUUAUACAACUUUUUGUUGUUUA
Molecule: messenger RNA, 1901 nt
Organism: Erigeron canadensis
Lineage: Eukaryota; Viridiplantae; Streptophyta; Magnoliopsida; Asterales; Asteraceae
Product: carnosine N-methyltransferase-like
Exons: 19
Coding region: 75-1592 (505 amino acids)
Molecular function (GO): S-adenosylmethionine-dependent methyltransferase activity
Source: RefSeq, a predicted model, not a curated record